Messenger RNA from Trachymyrmex cornetzi, 780 nucleotides. RefSeq lists its product as uncharacterized. The transcript has 2 exons. The annotation marks the transcript as partial. Lineage: Eukaryota; Metazoa; Arthropoda; Insecta; Hymenoptera; Formicidae. The record is from RefSeq and is a predicted model, not a curated record.
UGUAUGUUUGUCCAUCAUACGUAAUAGGGUGCUACUGUACAAUUUCUCUCAUUUUUUUUGCACGUUCCAUCGCACUUCUUGGACAAGACUGAUGAGAGUUAGAGCGUUGGUUUCUACGAUAUUCUGAGAAAUUAUCGCAUUGAAAAUCUUCCGCAUGAAUUCGAUUCGAAUUAAUUGUUAAUUUGCAGCUGAACCGUGAGCGGGUUCGUUUGUUUGUCCUUGACGCGACCGAUGUGGAGACUCCACGCGAGUCUCCUCGAUAAAUCGUUCAAAGAUGCAAACGCAGGAGACUGAAGGUGCAGAUGGAUCUCCAUGGAAUAACUCUAGUGGCUGCGAUGAGGAACGUAGGCUGGCUUCAAAGGAGGGUAAAAAGUCAAAUGUGUUGCCACUAUGGGGCAACGAGAGGACUAUGAAUUUGAAUCCUUUGAUUCUCACCAACAUACAGUCGUCGCAUUAUUUUAAGGUGAAUCUGUACGAACUCAAGACCUAUCAUGAGGUGAUAGAUGAGAUCUAUUAUAAGGUCUCUCACUUAGAACCAUGGGAAAAAGGCAGCAGAAAGACUGCGGGCCAAACUGGCAUGUGUGGAGGCGUGAGUAUGUUUUUUCAACAACAUCGGAUUUUUUCUUUUUAUCUUUAUCUUUGUUUUUUAAUUAUUAAUGCAUUUGUUGAAAGUCUAAGGCUUAGGAAACAUGUUGCACAAAUAUAUUCGUUUGUACAGAAAACUGAUUAUAUUGCACUAGCCAGCGACCUAUGGGCAAAUUGUCAAAUGAGAGUAGUAAG